CAGUUGGCAUGUUGGGGAAAUUGUAAUUUAAAAUUCUGUUUCGGAAAUCUGUCUUUAAAAUUUAUCUUUUAGUAAAAAAUGCGGCACUUGCAAUUAAUGAAAUAUGUAAAUCCACGGUUUGCAAUCAACACCGUUAUUACACAACGCUUAAUGUCAAAGUCUGAUGGAAAAUCUUCUGGUACAGGAUCAAAAGACGCGAAGUGUAAGGAUACUAAAGAUGCAGCGAAGAAAUCUUCUGAUCCAAAGGCCAAGGCUUCCGAUGCGGCAAAAAAAGCCACACCACCUAAAGCAGCUAAGGAAACUAAAGUUACGCCGCCAAAGGACGAAACAGCCAUAUCCGGAGGCUCAAAAUGCCCGCCAAAAGUCCCAUGUGUUGCAGAAACUAAUAAAAAUAAAAAGAAAAAGCAAUCGUGCGAUGAAUUGCUUACAGGUAAAAGUACUCGAAAGCAAAAGAAACCUCUAACGGCGAUCCAAGGAGGGGACCUUGGCUGUCCUGGCCGGACUGGAAAGAAACCACCAAUUGUUGCACAACACGCCAAGGUCUGGCAGAAAAUCUCGCUCUUCGGAGUCCUGCCGAUGAUAGCCAUUCUCACCCUAUUGGUUUUCAGCACUCGGUCGGAAGAGGAGCGUCUUGAGUUUAAGAACUAUGAACAUAUGUACCGGCGGACGAAGCGAUACUGGUUUAAGGAUGGAAACCGCACCGCUUUUCACAAUAGUCACUUCAAUGCUUUGCCUCCAGCCGGAUAUGAGGACGAAGUGGACGAGAGUGGGAUUGGACAGGAGCCGGAGACGGUUAAGGACAAGAAGGCUCGGAUGAAAGAAUUCGACAAGGUCGUCAAGAAUUGGCGCAAACACUCGUCGAAAAGAGAUGCGCAGCUCAAAAAGGAAGCAGCCGCUGCUGAAAAAGAGGCUAGAAAACAAGAGGCACAAUAAGCAAUGGUAAUAUAAAACUCUAAAAAAAUUACCCAAAUUACCCACCAUUAAAUAACCAUGAUCAUUGUUAUUGGAAAAAAUCAAAUUGUCUACCCUAAUAAAAAUUCCGAGUCUGGGA
Messenger RNA from Drosophila mauritiana, 1051 nucleotides. RefSeq lists its product as uncharacterized. The transcript is spliced from 4 exons. The record is from RefSeq and is a predicted model, not a curated record. NCBI's taxonomy places the organism in Eukaryota, Metazoa, Arthropoda, Insecta, Diptera, Drosophilidae. Bases 79 to 933 code for a protein of 284 amino acids. Gene Ontology annotation, cellular component: mitochondrial inner membrane. Gene Ontology annotation, molecular function: enzyme regulator activity. Gene Ontology annotation, biological process: mitochondrial electron transport, cytochrome c to oxygen.